AUGACUGUGACUGCAACUGAGAAGAUCGUCACCGUCUUUGGCACUGGCAACCAAGCCAGCGCCGUGGCCCGGGCCCUGCUGGCGGAUAAAACCAGCCAGUUCAAAGUCCGCGCCAUAAGUCGUCAUCCAGACUCGGCCUCUAGCAAGACCCUCUCCGCACUCGGGGUGCAAGUUGUCAAGGCAGAUGGAUGGAAUCUCGAGGAGCUGACCAGGGCGUUCGCGGACACUUGGGCGGCUUUCGUCAACACGAAUUCUGAUGACCCGCUGUUCCUCCAAAAAGGCGAUGGGCCCACGGAGUUCGAUCUCGGCAAAAACAUCAUCGACAGCCUGGUUGCCGCCAACGUGCAGCAUCUUGUUUAUAGCUCCUUCGCCUCGUCUGUAGAGCAAACCAAAGGCAAGCUGUUCAUCAAGCCCAUGGAAAUGAAAUACCAAGCACUCAAGUACGCCCGAGAGACCGGCCACUUCGCCACCACCUGUGGCAUAUACGCCGCCUGGUACUAUGAGCAGUUUCUCGACAAAGCCACCGCCGAUGUGUUUGGGGGCUUUCCCACUACUCCCGACGAGGAGGGUUAUAUUACCUUCCGGGCCCCGCUCUGGGGCGACGACGAGCACCCAUCCUUCGUGAGCAUCACGCAUGACUUUGGGGAUAUAGUGCACGGCAUCCUGCUUGAACCUGAGCAGUGGGAUGGCAAGUCGGUUCCUGCCGCUAGCGAUGUGAUGACGUUCGAGCAGCUGACCCAGACACUGCAAAACGCUACGGGUCGAAAGUCGAGGUAUAUUCCACUUCCCUCCUGGGAAGACUUUGGCAGGGGUAUCCCUGAACUGGAUGAUCAUAAGCUCUUGUUUGCCUUUACGCAAGCAACCGGGGGACGCUACUUUGGCGAUGUGCCCACAGAGACCAAAACCGCCUUAAGACUCAAGAGGCGGGCGGCAGAAGCGCAAGGAAAGUCUGGCGCCGAGGUCAACUUGUUGAGUAUGGAGGAGUGGUUCAAGACAAACUUUGCGUAG
This is a messenger RNA of Aspergillus nomiae NRRL 13137, 1008 nucleotides long. Its product is annotated as NmrA/HSCARG family protein. The transcript is spliced from 4 exons. Lineage: Eukaryota; Fungi; Ascomycota; Eurotiomycetes; Eurotiales; Aspergillaceae. The record is from RefSeq and is a predicted model, not a curated record. The coding region runs from base 1 to 1008 and encodes 335 amino acids.